Molecule: messenger RNA, 2502 nt
Organism: Pectinophora gossypiella (pink bollworm)
Lineage: Eukaryota; Metazoa; Arthropoda; Insecta; Lepidoptera; Gelechiidae
Product: cytochrome P450 4C1-like
Exons: 10
Coding region: 385-1899 (504 amino acids)
Molecular function (GO): heme binding; iron ion binding; oxidoreductase activity, acting on paired donors, with incorporation or reduction of molecular oxygen
Source: RefSeq, a predicted model, not a curated record
CUAAGGUGGGUAAAGGCGGCCUUAUCGUGGGGUAUAUAAACUUAUAAUUAAACACAUUAAGCCAAAACACAUUACAGAAACGACAUGUAACCAGGAGGUCUUAAGUGCAACCAGUUAAAUUAUUACUUUGCAAGAAACUGAUUGGACUUUUCGUACUUCUGCUCUAUUUUUAAUUGUCCUUUCCCGGGUCAGGGCCUUCAGCGCUCCCCAUUCGUCCGACCAAGUAGUUAAUGCCAUCUGCGGCAAAUCUACAAUAAGUCACGUCAAAAAAAGGAAUUGUGUUGUGUUUAUGUGCAAUAUAGUGUUUUGAAUUGAAUUGAAGGAAAUCACAUCACGUAAGGCGCUUUAAGGCGGCGAACGAUUUACUGUGUUAAAGUUGUGAAAAUGUGGGUGCUUAUCAUAGCGAUAGUAUUUGUAUCAGUUUUUUAUACAAUAAUAUCUAAAGUAAAAAAUUACGAUCUUGAACAACUGAAGAAACAUUACAGCCAUGAUUUACCGACUAUACCUUUUCUUGGAUUAUCCUACUUAGCUGUUGGCGACAAUGAGGUACGUAUGCGUUCUCUCCAAACCAUUGGACUCGCAGCCAUCAGGCGAGGUGGGGUCAUUGCUGAGUGGUUCGGGCCUUCCUUGUAUUUAAUUGUGGCGGACCCGGAAAUUGCGACGUUUAUUUUGAAAUCAUGUUCGGACAAAGAUGACGUACUUCCAAAAAUAUUAGGGUCCCUAUUGGGCAAUGGGAUUCUUGUUGCGCAGGUUCCUAUAUGGCGAACCCGCCGCAAGAACUUGGUUCCUACAUUCAACAUGAAGAAUUUGAACAAGUUCGUGUACAUUUUUACUAAGCACAGUGAGAUAAUGUCGGAGAAGCUAAUGAGUAUGGUGGGAACAGGACCCUUCUCGAUCUUCAACCACUUCGCUGCUUACAAUAUGGAUUCUGUCAGUGAAUCCGUGCUCGGUAUCACACUGAAUGCCCAAGAGAAGUCAGGGCAUCCAUUUGUUGAGGCUUUCACGGAGGGGUUUAAUCUCACUUCCGCGCGCAUGUCACAGUACUGGCUUUACAACGAUUACGUGUAUAGAUGCGUCCCGUCUUAUAAAAAACUAAUGAGAGCCAAAAAAGUUAUGGUUGAUUUUGUUAAAGAUAUUAUCGUUUCCAAAAGAAAAUCAAUUAAAGAGGAUCGAAAUCAAAACUCUACUGAUGCAGAAUCAAUAACGAAAUCAUUCCUGGACAUGCUGAUCGAGUCAUCAGGCGGCGAGGAAGGGUAUUCUGAUGAAGAGCUGAGAGACGAACUGAUGGUGUUGUUGGUGGCUAGUAUUGGGACCUCUGCAGCUGGCGUCGGGUUUACCUUAAUCAUGCUAGCCAGACACCCUGAAGUCCAGGACAAAUUGUACGCAGAGUUAAAUGAAGUGUUUGAAGGUACAUGCAGAUCGGUUACUCCAGAAGAUUUGUCUCGGAUGAAGUAUUUGGAAAUUGUGAUCAAAGAGUCGCUGCGGCUGUAUCCUCCAGCGCCUGCAGUACUGAGGAAAGUUGUGAAAAGUUUGACGUUGCCGACAGGAGUGACUGUUCCGGCUGGAUGUAACGUCCUGAUCAACAUUUGGGGCAUACACCACAACUACGAGUACUGGGGCGCUGAUGCGGAGCAGUACCGACCAGAGAGGUUCCUCGAAGGAUCCUUCAAACACCCUUCACAGUACAUGCCCUUCAGCUACGGACCCAGGAACUGUCCAGGUUACCAGUACGCGCUCAUGUCAAUAAAGACGACGCUGGCGACCCUGCUGCGACGGUACCGCGUGCUGCCGCCGACUGACGGAGACCAGUUCCCACCACUGAGGACCUCACUCGAAAUUACCCUCGCUGACGCGGAGAACUUCCUGAUCAGACUCGAACCUCGACAGAACAUUGAAUAAAGCUAAAAAAAUAUAAGUAGGACAAUUACAACAGAAUCAUGUAAAGUUGCCUUAAAGGAAAAAUCCAGUGAACGCCUUUUUGAAAAAUCACAUCCUGAUCUGAUUUGAAACCUGCAGUUUCUUCAAUUAAUUCCAUUCCGGGUUAAAAUUGAGACCACAAACUUUGGCCUAAGUUAAAAUUCACUUGUCUAUCUGUCCCGUCUGACAGAUGGCUGCAGUAACUGUCAGUACUAUUCAGAGGCGGAGGACAGGAGUCCUAGUACGGCUUUGAAAUAAACCACUCUGGGCGCCACCAGGCACUUGCGUCAGACAUAGUGCAGCGGGGCGGAAGGCAAGAGCGAAAUUACUGCCCUUUUUUGUCCCUAAAAACGUAGCAUGGAGAAUGCUACACCGACAAGAGCGUUGCUCUUACAUUAGUACCUUUUUAGAGUGUGAUUACUCCGUAGUCGGGUUUUAGUUUUGAAAUUUAUAUUUUUCCCUGCAAUAUCAAAAGAAAUUCAAAAAUCUGAAUUCCUGGCAGGGUUUAGUUGAUACCUAAUAAUUAAGUAAGUAAUAUUAUAUUUAAGUCAGAGCAGCAGUAAUAUACUAAUACACACGUACUAA